Molecule: messenger RNA, 2075 nt
Organism: Truncatella angustata
Lineage: Eukaryota; Fungi; Ascomycota; Sordariomycetes; Amphisphaeriales; Sporocadaceae
Exons: 9
Coding region: 191-2014 (607 amino acids)
Biological process (GO): positive regulation of transcription by RNA polymerase II
Cellular component (GO): nucleus
Molecular function (GO): DNA-binding transcription factor activity, RNA polymerase II-specific; zinc ion binding; transcription cis-regulatory region binding
Source: RefSeq, a predicted model, not a curated record
GGGGAGCAUUUGGGGUGUUUGCUCCACUCAUGCCAUUCUUGAAAAUUGCGCCUCGAGACGAGCGCUUGUUCAGUUUUUGGGUAACUGUUGUCCUGCCUUGUGUUGUGUUGCCUCGUCUCCCGUCCAUGAGCGACCCCUGCUUUCCUCGCGUGUCUGAUCGCUGCUCGACCUAUGAGGUCGUCUGUUGAAUAUGGAGCCGACCCGUGAGGCAUCGGCUCGCGGCCUGGCUACAGACUCGAAGCCCCCGAAACAGAAGAGGAUUCGCAAAUCAAGGUCACGAGGAUUGCGCACCAAGUCCGGAUGCCUUACUUGUAGAAAGAGGCACAAGAAAUGUGAUGAGAGACGGCCUAGCUGCGGGCCUUGCUCGAUAUCGAGCCGAGACUGCCUGUAUGCCGAUGGUGAUGGGCCGAUCCAUAUACAAUCGAAUAAGCUUAGCCAGCAGAUUGAAGCGUCCCCCCCAACCAAUCCCUCUUUGCGGAAGGAAAUGAACAUCCCACAGACAGCCCUGGAAGCACCGUCACAACCAGUUCCCCUGGCGCUUCCCAGCCCGCAUAGCUUAUAUCCAUCUCCGGUGCAUGUUCCUCGAGCUGCGCCAGUAUCUAUACCCCUGGCUGAUGCAUAUCAAUAUGCAUACUCUCCCGAUACGGUUGCCUCAGAACUGCUGACGACUGACAUGGCCUCGAAUCGGUGGCUUGACCUCUUAGCAACCGAUGCCGCUCAGGCCGAUUCAGGAUUCUCUAUGGCUCCAAGUCCCGCUCCAGAUGACUCCACCAGUCAAGCAGGUAGCUCAGAGGUCCGCGCCAUUGGCACUGAAAAUCAACCUAUCGCGGGAACUGUCAGAAUUCCAGCUCCCUCGGCAAAUGCAGCAUCAGAACGGCAUGCCUGGUCACUAAAUCGGGAUCUUGUGUUGACAAGUCAGGAAGCUGUUUUGUUCCGAACUUUUGCAGAACGAGCGAGCCUUUGGAUGGACCUUUUCGAUCCAUUGAAGCAUUUUUCAACAUACGCAAUCCGACUGGCUCUCCGUAAUGGUGGUUUAAUGAAAGCCAUACUCGCUUUGACCGCUCGCCAUAGUGCCAUCGUACAAGCCAACAUGGGUGCUCCUUCCGAGGAAGACUCGAGCUUAGCUGUACAAUAUUAUUACGAGACUUUACACUAUCUGCAAAAUGCUUUGCAGUAUCAUUCUUACACACAUUCGGAGGAGUUGCUUGCCACUGCACUUGUAAUAUCCACCUAUGAAAUGCUGGACUCUUCCAAUAGUAAUUGGAAAAGACACCUAAAAGGAGUUUUCUGGAUUCAACGUUCGCAAGAUGUCAAUGGUGCAUCAGGUGGCCUAAGACAGUCGGUGUGGUGGGCAUGGCUUCGCCAGGACAUCUGGGCUGCAUUCAGAGAGAGAAGGCGGUGCUUCAGCUUCUGGAGACCCGUGAAGGACUAUGGCGAGUUGAACCAGGAUGAAUUGGCGGAUCGUGCGGUUUAUCUUCUAUCGCAAACAGUCAACUACUGUUCAAAGCUGGAUAAUGCAAAUUCUGCAGAGCCUAAUACGACCGCGAAAAGAAUCCGAGUGGGCGAAGCUCUCGUUUUCGAGCUUGAGCGUUGGAAGUCCUUCCUUGGUCCUAGCUUCCGACCUCUACCCACAGCUGAGCCUAGCUCCAACAGCUUAUUUCAACCUCUUUGGAUACACCCACCACGUUAUGGCGUUGCUCUGCAAGUGUAUAGUUUUGCACGUAUACUUAUCACGCUUCACCGCCCAGCUGUGUCUGGCUUUGAUGGAUACUUGAAAACACAGCGAACGCUAUCCGACGCCGUCGCUACUAUCUGCGGCAUAGCUAUGGAACUGAAAGAUGAAGGCAGUCAGAUCAUGUCUGCACAAUGUUUGUUCGGCGCUGGCUUAUGUGUUCAGGAACAGAGCAAGCGCAGUGCGAUAUUGUCGCUGAUCGAUACCUGCGAAGCGCGUACGGGAUGGCCGAUGGUUGCGUUGCGAAACGACCUUCUUGCAGAAUGGGCUAAGCUUUCAUGACAGCCUUUGUUGUAUCAUCUUCAGUAAUACAUAAUUCAGUGAUACCCAAAUAUUAUGAUAC